GAUGGCUCUACUAUUACUGUUAAUAGUGUCGUAUGUCGCAGCCUUCAAGAACAUCUCUAUAGAGAAGUUCAAAUCACUUCCGAUUCCCGAGUUCGCUAUGCAUCUGGCUGGUAAAGAGUUGAUUGACUACAUCAACGCCAAUCAACCAUUUUUCGAGGCCGGGGAGUCUAAGCUGUCCUACUAUGAGUUCAAAUCUCGUUUGAUGCAGGAAAAAUAUCUGAAAAUUGAUGAAUCACUGCGAGUGGCAGGACAAGACUUCUAUGAAGACAUUCCAGAAAGUUUCGACGCCCGAGAGCAGUGGCCGCAUUGCAAAUCUAUCCAAACCGUGCGCGAUCAGGCAAACUGCGGUUCGUGCUGGGCCGUUUCCUCCGCGUCAGCCAUGUCGGAUAGAUUAUGCAUUGCUACUAAGGGACGUAACCAGACUUUUAUUUCCGACACUGAUAUCCUUUCAUGCUGCAAAUACUGUGGAUACGGAUGUGAUGGUGGUUAUAUGAUUGAAUCAUGGUACUACUUAAAGACAACUGGAGCCUGCUCUGGUGGACCUUACGGAACUACGGGCAACUGCAAACCAUAUGCAUUCCAUCCGUGUGGGCAUCAUGAGAAUCAGACAUAUUAUGGAGAAUGUGAGAAGGCCAAUGAGGAUACACCAGCAUGCAGAGCAAAGUGCCAAACGGGGUACAGCAAGGCAUACGCAAAGGACAAAAUUUAUGGAAAGUCCUAUGAAUGA
This is a messenger RNA of Cylicocyclus nassatus, 727 nucleotides long. Lineage: Eukaryota; Metazoa; Nematoda; Chromadorea; Rhabditida; Strongylidae. The record is from the annotation of a GenBank genome assembly.